CUGUUCGCUUAGAUUCAACUCGCAAGAACCGAAGCGAGUAUUCGCUAUGGCCGUGAAAGAUCAGCUUCUGUCGGACAUAUCUAUCAUCUUUAUAUGAAACUCAUGUGCAGCGUCCCUUCCUUCAGGUCAGGAAUAUUCCUUGAUUACAUGGCUACUCUGUCGGUAGCCACUGCCGUAGGAUGGGUUAUUUCUCCUGUUAUUGGAAGGAUGGUUUCUUUGGUGCAGUCCUAUAUGUCCAGCCAGUACAACUGGGAAUCUGAGAUUGCAUCUGAUCUCAAGAAUUUGGAGGCCACUUUAAUGGAUAUACUCAUCGUAGUUGGUGCAGCUGAAAGGCAAACUGUAGUGGACACAAAUCAGAUACUUUUAUUGCGGAAAAUGAAGGAUGCAGUCUCUGAUGCAGAAGAUGUCUUGGAUGAGUUUGAUUAUAUGCUUUUAAAAGAAAAGGUUGAGCAGAAAGGACUGCUCAGACGCAUAGCCUCAUCUUCUCUCUCUAUUGUUAAACGUUUGGUCAACAUUGACAAGUUUCGGUCAAAUUUGCGGAAGGUCCUCAAAAUCUUGGAAACGGUUAGAUCUUCUGCAGACAUGAUUAUCCGAGUGAUGGCAUUGGAGAGCUCUAACACCAGUCAGUCUCUUGCAUGUGUCCCAACAAGAACAACAGGACCUGUUUUGCAUGAAGAUGCAAUUUUUGGGCGAGAAAAGGAGAUUGAUGAGUUAGUAGGUCAACUGGUGAAUCAAUUUGAUGAAUGUUCCCUGAACCGUGAACAAAAUUAUAGGACAGAUGUUCACACUAUUGUUGGUGUUGGGGGCAUUGGCAAGACUACUCUGGCUCAACUUGUCUGUAACAAUGAGAAAAUAGUUGAUACUUUUGACCUGAGAAUGUGGGUUUGUGUUUCCAAGAAUUUUGACAAAAUCAGACUUAUCAAAGAGAUCAUAGCAUGCGCAACUGUUGGUGAGAAUGCUGAACUGGCCAAUUUCAAUUUCAGCAUGCUCCAGACAGAACUUCAACGAAGACUCUCUUACAAGAGAUUUCUCUUAGUGUUGGAUGAUGUGUGGUAUGAUGAGAAAUAUGGAGAACACAUCAACAAAGAGAUGUGGACGGACUUAAUUGCUCCCAUAAAAAAAUCAGAAAGCAUUUACUCCCAAAGAACAGGGAGAGGAAUGAUAGGAAGCAAGAUUCUAGUGACAACCCGAACAGCAUUGGUUGCAAAAAUGCUGGAUUCUAGAAGCUUGUUCAUUUUAGAAGGUCUGGGAAGAGAUGAUAGUUGGUUACUGUUCAGACGGUGUGCAUUUGGAAACAAGAAGCCAGAAGAUUAUCCAGAGUUGGGGAGAAUUGGAGAUCAAAUUGUUCAGAAACUUAAAGGCUCACCUUUGGCAUUGAAGGUUAUUGGAGCGCAUUUGAAUGACAAGAACAGGGAUGCAGAGUGGGAGGAUGUUCUUCACAAAAGUGUACUCAAUCCAAACGAUAUUUUGACGAUCUUACACUUAAGUUAUGAAAGCUUGCCAGAGCACCUUCAACAGUGCUUUGCAUAUUGUAGUUUAUUCCCAAAAGAUUGUCGUAUUGAUCCAAAUAGAUUGAUCUGGAUGUGGAUAGCACUGGGCCUUGUUCAUCAAGAAGGAAAUAUCAGUAGAAGCUUGGAAGAUAUUGGAAGGGGCUAUUUCAAUGAUUUGUUAGCUCGGUCAUUUUUCCAAGUGCUCCAGUGUGGAGAUCGAACAUAUUACAUUAUGCAUGAUUUAAUGAAUGACCUGGCACUUCAUGUUUCCCGUGGGGAAUGCUUUAGGAUUGACCAUGGCAGCAUUGGAGUGUUACCUCAUUAUAUCAGACAUUUGUCUGUUUCUGCUGACCAACUGGGAGAUCUUGUGAACUAUGAUGACCUUGGAAGAUUGCGUACAUUUGUAGUUCUGAAUGAUUCUUGGUUCUGUUCCAAAGUCUCUCUGAGUCAUGAUAUACUCAGUAAACUCAAGAGUGUGCGGGUGCUGGAUGUAAGCGGAUGCUGCUUUGAAAGUUUGCCUGAAUCUGUCAAUGAUCUGUUGCACCUGCGCUAUCUAGCCAUCCGACGCACUUAUUACGCACUGCCUAUAACAAUCUCCAGACUCAAUCAUCUACAGGCCUUGUUUGUGCGGUAUCAUUCAUGUAACUCUUCGAGGAUAUCUUUCUCAAAUAAGAGAAAACAAUUGAAAUAUUCAAGGGGGGAAGUGAACACUACUGGAGAUCAUUUCAGUCUUCCUAAAAGCGUUAGCAGCCUUAUUAACCUGGUGCAUGUCGAUGUGGAGAAGGCUUACACUCUCAUGUUAUCGGGUAUGCAUCAGCUUCCUUGUGUUGAGGGUUCCGGAGCGUUUAUUGUUAACAAGAAGGAGAAAAGUUUGGUCCAACUGCAGGAUCUGAACAAGAUACGGGGAGAGCUUGCUGUUAGGUUGCUAGAGAAUGUAAAAAAUAGGGCUGAGGCUGCUAAGUCUAAUCUACACUUGAAGGAGCACAUAUCUAAGUUGGAGCUAGAAUGGGGAUCAUGUGAUGGUGCUCAUGAUAUGGACAAGGGCUUUGAGGUGCUUGAUGUAUUAAAGCCACACCGCAAUCUUGAUGAGCUAACUAUCAGUGGUUAUCCAGGUGUCAAUUCUCCUUCUUGGCUGGAGUCUAAUUGGCUGAGAAAAUUGAAAUUUAUCUGUCUACGAGAUUGUAAUAGAUGGGAGGUCCUUCCACCUUUGGGGGAUCUCACAUUACUCAGAACUCUCGAAGUGCGGAGAAUGGAUGAACUAAAAGCACUCGGUCAGGAGUUCUUUGGCCAUGCUGGAUUUCCUUCUUUGGAGACGUUGUCACUGGAGCGCUUACCCAAAUUGGAGUGGUGUCUUGUUGACAAUGAUAAAGUAUUACAGAAUCUCAAAGACCUAUUUGUUGCUGGCUGUCCACGGCUAAGAGCAUAUCCCACCCAUCCUCGUACACUCAGACAUAUAGCUGUACUUGACCAGGAAAGAAUCUCAGUUAAGGCUAGGAUGUAUAGUGUUGACCUAUCAAGAUCGUUUUGUAGCCUGCUAUCAAGCUCCAUCCAUGUCUUGCAUGCUCAUCAUCUAGAGUUUGUAGAAGAUAUGGAUAUCUAUGUAAACAGUUUGGUAGACACGCAAACCACAGUCUUUAAUAAUCUGAAAUCACUCAAACAGUUGAAAAUUCAUGGCGGCAAGCCAGCGUAUUAUACCUGCUCCGUAAUUGCUAGAUUGUGGGAGGAGAAUGGGGACACUGUACUCCCUUCAUCACUUAGUUUGCUUGAGUUGUGUCGGUGCUACCUGCAACCAUCCUCUUUCAUCAAACUGCUGAAUAAUAUCUCAUCUCUUCAUACACUAACCCUACAAGACUGUAACACUGUUGAGGUGCCUAGUGUACCUCUAAGCCUGCACCACUUGAGGAUGCUGAAACGGCUGAAGAUUCAUAAUUGUGACUGGAUAUCAUCCAUUGAGGGAUCAGAAGCACUGUUAUCCCUUGAAGAGAUAACGAUAAAUCAAUGUUAUGACUUGGAAUCUGUACCGUACUUAGAUGACAUGCCGUGUCUUCAGAAACUACAUUUGUCUCGGUGCCCUCAAGUUAUGCAACUGUCCAAAGCAGGCCACCAGACAACACUGAAGGAGCUGGUUGUAAGAUCUUGCGAUGGGCUAUCAUCUCUGCAUAAGUUGUGUGACCUUGUUUCCCUUGUGAAGCUUUCGGUUACUGAUUGCUCUGAUUUAUUGUGGCUUCCUGAUAUGGGUGGCUUUUAUUCGCUUCGGUGUCUCAGUAUUGUUCGGUGCCCCCUGCUGAUGUCACUACCGCGGAGCGGUCUUCCUGUAUCACUUGAAACAUUUUUCCUGUCUGGAUGCCAUCAAGCACUGGAGGAGCAGUUUCAGCAGAAGGAAGGUCCAGAUUGGAGUAAGUUUGCGGCCCUUCCAGGAUGCACGUGGGACUGUGCAAGGUCUAGGCGGUAA
Lolium rigidum is the source of this 3942-nucleotide messenger RNA. RefSeq names its product putative disease resistance protein RGA3. The record is from RefSeq and is a predicted model, not a curated record. Lineage: Eukaryota; Viridiplantae; Streptophyta; Magnoliopsida; Poales; Poaceae. Gene Ontology annotation, biological process: defense response to other organism. Bases 94 to 3942 code for a protein of 1282 amino acids. Gene Ontology annotation, molecular function: ADP binding. The transcript has 2 exons.